Acanthamoeba castellanii str. Neff is the source of this 255-nucleotide messenger RNA. Its product is annotated as SH3 domain containing protein. The transcript has 2 exons. The coding region runs from base 1 to 255 and encodes 84 amino acids. The record is from RefSeq and is a predicted model, not a curated record. Gene Ontology annotation, molecular function: protein binding. NCBI's taxonomy places the organism in Eukaryota, Discosea, Longamoebia, Acanthamoebidae.
AUGCAGACGCUGCGCGGCGAGCGGCCCUCUACGCCCGACAUGGAUUCGCAGGCCACCCUCAGAAAGUUCAACGAAGAAAACGUCAAGCGGGUGCUGGUGAUGUACGACUUUGACGGCGGCGGAGACCCGAAGAAGCUGCGGAUCCAGCGAGGGGCGGUGAUCACGGUGCUCAAGGAGUACUCGGGCUGGGGCAUGGGCGAGCUCAACGGCAAGCAGGGCCUCUACCCGCUCAACUACGUCAAGCCCAUCGAGUGA